Molecule: messenger RNA, 8790 nt
Organism: Spirodela intermedia
Lineage: Eukaryota; Viridiplantae; Streptophyta; Magnoliopsida; Alismatales; Araceae
Source: the annotation of a GenBank genome assembly
AUGAAGGGCCUCUUCGAGAGAGUGGACUUUCUAAGGUCGCCGCUUACGAUCAGAGUCUCUCUCAUUGCCUUUGGCUGCGUCGCCUUCUUCUUCCUCGGAAAGCAUUGGUCCGGCGAGUAUCCGCAGCAGUUUGUAUUCUUCAAUAGCGGGACUCCCUCUGCAUUCACUCAUUCACCCGUCGUGGCGCUUUCUCCCAAUGCCGAAAAGAAAUUCAACGUCUCCUCCCUUAUUGACUCAGCGGAUAACCACUCCCUGACGUCGGAUCUGGUACUCCCACCGCCUCCCCCACCGCAGAGGUUCGGGAUCGUAGAUGCCAACGGGACGAUGACGGACGACUUCAAUACCGGUGAUUCAGACCCUAACGUGGAGGAGAAUUGGGGAGGUGGAGGAGGAGGAGGAGAAGGAGGAGAGAACCAGACAUACAUGGAUUCAGGGAACCCCACCGGGGCCGACGGUGGUGGGAUCAGCGUUCGGAAGUUUCCAUUGUGUCCGGAGGGAAUGAGGGAAUACAUUCCGUGCCUGGAUAACGAGGAGGACAUUAGGAAACUGGAGUCCACGGACAGAGGAGAGAAGUACGAGAGGCAUUGCCCCGGGGAGGGAAAAGGUUUGACUUGCUUGGUUCCAGCCCCUAAAGACUUCAAGUAUCCAAUUCCCUGGCCCACGAGCAGAGAUGAGGUAGCGCGUCCCUCUCCCAACCUCUUUCAAUUAAUGCAGCAUCAUUCUAAUCGCUUUGACUACAACACUUUAAAUUUUAUGCCUGAUGGUCGAUCAACACUCUGAAUGCAAGAUUUGGGAUUAGGAGUGUACAGUUGAUUCAUUCAACAUAAAAUUUCUUCCUCUGUUUAGCAGCUUGUAGGAAGAGCAGUCUCAGGAAUCUUUAGGUUUUGGUCUGUCCACAGGACUAAUGACGGUAAAAAGAUAGUCUGUUUUUCCAGCUGAGCUUUGGGACCAUGUAUUCCAGGGUAUGAUCUCAAAGUUUGACUUUUAUGAGCCGGAGAAGUUAGUUGCUCGUCUUAUGUCUUGGGAGAAUUUACCUUUCUUUUGCUUCUGCAAGGCGGCUGUAAUUUGCGGAGAUUCAUGUAACAAUAAUGCUGGAUGCUCUCUUCUUCAUGCAUAUAUUUAGACUAACGAAAUUUGUUGACUAUUAUUUUUCAUGAAGGCACAGGUGUAACCGUAACCUAAUUUUCUUCUUGUAUAGUGUAAAGAUUGGGAUUGCUUUGAACUUCUCUAUAACUUACUGCACCUAUAAUAUUUUAUAAACUUAUCUUACAUGCGUGACAAUGUCAUAUAAAAACUGACAUCAUGCUUCAUGGUUACUAUGAAUCGCAUAAAGCAUGCUAGUUUUUUUCUCUUUAUUGUGUAUGUUGCAUUAUGUACAUCAAUGGUUUCGAACGUGGACCCGCAUGCUUUUCAAUUGGUGACACUUUUUUUAUCCUUUUCAUAUUAUUUUUAGUCAUACGCAUGGGUAAUGUCAACCAUUCUUCACCAUAUAAUUGGUUUGUUUAUCCUAAUCCAGUGGAUAUUGAUAAUGUAUACAUCCCAUAGAAGAUUGUUGCUUAUUGGCACAAUUAUCAACACCAUGGAAUAGCAAUGUACAUUGUCCUGGCAUCUAACUUAACAAGAUCAUAUGCAAGAAUUUUUAUCUCAUGUUAUGUGUUUUUCUACAUAAAUCUCUGGAUGAGUAAACUUAACCAUUUUCCUGCAGAAAUCAUCUUUAAGUGAUACAAUUUCACAGAGCGGUUAAAUUUUUCGUGGACCUUAUGAAUGGCUCAUUCUUUGUUCGACAUCUUUAGUUUAACAAAUAUUGCCUUACAUUUAAACUGCAACAGAUACCCAUAGUUCUGAAAGUUUUUAAAAUAUAUAGCGGUUUUGUGGAUCUAUUUGGGUGGUUUUGCUGUAAAAGUCAAGUUUUGGUUUCUUCUAAGGUGCUGUUGGUUUUAUAUCUGUGCAGAAUGUAUAACCACUUCCUAGUUUGAAUUAUUUAAUCAGAAAAGAAUAUUGAUGACUUUUUUUGAUUGGUUUUGAUGCACUUGGAGAAAAAUAUUCACAUGUUCAAGGAGCCUGUUUUUCAGUUUGAAUUAUAAGUCGUUUGGCUUGUUGCGUGCGGUUUGGGACACCGGAAUUUCGCCACACUUAAAAAUCUCGCAACUGUGAGUGUUGAGAGAACGUAAGUUGUUCAGGAAAUUAAAAUCUGAUUGAUAAUCUGAUAUUGCAUCCAUAGUAUUAAAUCUCGGACCUUAAGCUUAGUCGACGAGUAGAUGGACUGCCUUUAGCUGCGCUGCCUAAUUUCUAGCAAAACUGAUUGGCAGGUUGAAGGAAACUACCUCAAAGUAGUAGUUAGUUGGGGUUGACGCUGCAGGUUUGAGAGGGAAACAACAUAUUAAAGUGAAACAUUAUUAAUUCUCUGGGAACCCGCCACUGUAGAUGCUUAAUAGAAAACUAAUAUGAUCGAAAUACGAUGUUCUGUUGCAUUGUCCAGAAAUUAAAGGAUAGUAUGCAUAUCUUUCUCUGCGAGAAGGUUAAAUGAAUCCAGGUGCAGAAUCAGUCAGACGAUGCUUUCAUUAAAAAAAAUCCUUUAUAAGGUCUAAGACGUUGAUCUUUCCUAGGAUAGAUCACUUCAUUUGGUAUCUCAUUGCUAGUUGCACAACUCUCCCUUCUGUAUAUCAUUUAAAUGGUGUGAAUGAAUGAUACAUCAAUAAAUAGCAUACUAGUUUUGAAAUGUUCCAUGUUUUGAGGUUGUAGGAACUGUUUUUCAGUGUGUUAGACAAAAAAACUCGUACAAUAUCUCUUUCCAACAGUUUCAUUUGUCAAACUAGAAUCUUUCAGCACUUAAAUCUCCUCCACUUUGCAACAGAUACUUGGUAAAUUGAUUUAUAGUGUUUUGAUAGGUAUGGUUUAGUAAUGUACCGCAUACACGUCUUGUUGAAGAUAAGGGUGGACAGAAUUGGAUUUAUAGGGACAACGAUAAGUUUAAAUUCCCAGGAGGUGGAACACAGUUUAUUCACGGGGCAGACAAGUACUUGGAUCAAAUAGAAGAGGUCCGUAUACUUUCAGUUUUCUUCUUUAGUUCACAAUCCAUUUUAUUAUGUCUCAUCUUUUCUUGAUUCUACAGAUGGUGCCAGACAUUUCAUUUGGUCAACAUACGAGGGUUGUCCUGGAUGUUGGAUGUGGGGUAGCUAGCUUCGGUGCUUACUUGUUUUUACGGAAUGUGAUUACUAUGUCUAUUGCCCCAAAAGAUGUGCACGAAAAUCAAAUUCAGUUUGCUCUUGAGCGUGGAGUUCCUGCAAUGGUGGCAGCAGUUGCAACUCAUCGUUUGCUGUACCCAAGUCAGGCAUUUGAUUUGAUACAUUGUUCAAGAUGUCGGAUAAAUUGGACGCGUGAUGGUAUGUUUUGAUGAAUUUUAUAACUGUGGCCAGAUGUCUUGCUGUUGGUUUGACGUCUAUCUUUUGAAGUCCAUUGAUAAAUGCCCGUAAAUAUAUAUAUUACACGCAUCUGUGGUGUUCUUUGCCAAACGACUUCAGUUUUUGUCAUGAUUUGAUAUAAAACACGCUUUUCUUUUCACCAAUUCAUAAUUGGUUUUCUCUGGAUUGUAGCCAACAGCAGUGUUUCAACAAAAUUAUGUUUUUCUAAACUAGAUACUGUCAGUGAUUUUAUCAUUUAUUUCUUCUGUGUUCUUUAUAAAUAUCUGAAUCGACAUGGAACUUUUUUAUAUCCUUUGCCUAGCGACUUGACAGUGAAUUCAUGGUCGAAGACAGUUGUUGACGCCUCCAUGCUCAAUAUUAUCAUUUUUUCCUUCUCCGUGUAUGUAUAAAUAUAUGUAUGUGUGCAUAUAUUUGUGUCAUGCUAAAUGCUCAGCACUGAUGCCGUUUUUCCUAUCGAUGUAGUAAUCUUGUUUCUGGGCAAAUUAAAAUUCUGAAAUAUCCAUUUCCCAUUUGUCCAAACCGCUUUUCCUCCUACUGCACAUGGUUGCCUAGGUGAUGUCUUGAAGAGUAUAGCUCAGUGUAGCUUAGAACAUAUGUACACUCGUAUACAAUUAAAGAUAUUUGUAACUUAGUGCAUUUUGGGUAUCGUGAGGCUUCCGGUACGAAUAUUUAGAUGAGAGUAAGAACUCGUGUUUAAGUUUUUAAGAUGUAAAUAAAGAAUGAUUAUAGAAAUCUGAUGGCGUACAUAUUUUCAUUUUCAUUAUAUGACUAUGAGUCUAGCUUGUAUGAUGUUCUAUCUUUUGAUCUGUUGGUGAGUUUGUCCCCGCUGCUCACUGGAUUUCUUUGUCUACUAAUCUUGAAGAUGGAAUAUUGCUACUCGAGGUAAACAGAUUGCUUAGGGCUGGAAGGUACUUUGUUUGGGCGGCACAGCCUGUUUACAAACAUGAAGAGUCUCAACAAGAGGCGUGGAGAGGUAAUUUCUAUUUCAAAGGAGUUUUUUUCCAGUAGUUUAUGGUGUUAUACGUCCAACUCAAUAAAGAGAAAUAAUGCCGUCACUACUUUGUUGCAUGUUUUUCACGUAUCCUGAUAUUAAUUCUCUUGUCAUCAUCACUCUCUGAAACCCUAAGUCAGCCUGAGUCAGCUUAGAGUCUUGAACAUAAAAUCUCGGAGUAUGAAAAAGGAUUUGGUGGAUCUUUAGCCUAACCUCCGACCUUCUUGAAGGGAUUUCCAUUGGACAAUGCCCAAGUCCGAUUAGAUGCUGGUUGGUCAAAGACCCUUUAUCAAGUAAAAAAAAAAAUUAAUACAACGAAUGUGAUAAAAAUCAAAUGGGCAAAAAUCUCAUGAUAACAAAGCUUGCGAUAAAAAUAGAUAGAUGACAAAACCUGAUGCUUCAAAUUUGUAUGAUGAGCAAGUGUCAAUAAUUAUCACCCGCAGUGUUCCAGAGCUCUUGUUGCAAAGUAAUAUCCUUGAGAUUGCUUUGGAGAAAAGGAACCCUUCUUGUCAUGAUCACGUAAUCUAAUUAGACUCUGCUCGUUCCCACUCAAAGUGACAUCCUCUGAUUUGAUGAGUUAUUUAAAUCGCUCUUAAACCUAUACACGUGAAAAAUAAAUGUGCUCUUUGACUGUGUCUGCUUGCUAAACCCAGAAGAUCACAUUGCCAUCUUUCUCCUUGGGCUGUAUCAUUGCCGCCUGAUACCCUCAUUUCUUAUUUUUUCCAUUGCUCAAAAAACAAUUGCUGAGCUGCACUGGGAUUAGAUGACAAUAAUCCACUAAAGGAACACAGUCCCAGACCAUUGGUAUCAUUUCAUGUCUAGGUUUCUGGUCGUCAAUUAAGAUUAUUCGCAGUCGCUCCUGCUCCGUUUUUCAUAUUCAAGCUCCUUAUGGUCGAACCGUAAUGUUUUCAUCUCUGUGACAUUUGAGGAUGUGCUUCUUUUGUUCUGCUGUCUCCUAAAGUCUGAUAGCACUACAUACAGACAUGGAGGGUCUUACUAAACGAAUGUGCUGGGAACUUGUGAAGAAGGAAGGUUAUAUUGCUAUUUGGCAGAAGCCUUUUAACAACAGUUGCUAUCUCAGUCGUGAACCUGAGACUCAACCUCCACUAUGCGAUGCUGACGAAAAUCCGGACAAAGUUUGGUAUUAUCUGAUACCUUUUUCUGUUGCAUUAUGGACGGUUGAAAGCUGUUUAAGUCGUUUUCUACUGUCCCAAUUGGUCACAUUUAACGAGCCAUUUUACAGUAGAUAUUAAUGUUUAUAUUAAUUUUCAAGUCUUUAAUGCUCUGUCUUAUGAUUUUUGGGUAUGUGGUAGAUUAUUGAUCUGCAUUGAUUCAUAUAUGUUACAAUUUAUCUCCUUGUAAAUAGUUCUAGAAGGUGAUAUCCCUUUGUCCUCUUUUGUAGGUAUGCCAAUCUGAAACCAUGCAUCAGCCGUAUCCCAGAGAAUAAAUAUGGGGCAAAUAUAACGGCAUGGCCAGCUCGCCUGCAUCACCCACCAGAUAGGCUAGAGGGUGUGGAAAUGGAUGCCUACAUGGCUAAAGAUGAGAUUUUUAUGGCAGAGGCGAGAUAUUGGACUAGUAUCAUUGAAGGCUAUGUCCGUGCCUUCCACUGGAAAAAGCUCCAACUUCGAAAUGUCAUGGACAUGAGAGCUGGAUUUGGAGGGUAUGGAUCGGUUUUAUUUUCGUUCUUUUACAAAUGUUACCUGGACAGACAUCAUUAGAUUUCAUUUCGAAUUCCUGUUUGGACAGACUUGUUCUCGCUUCUUUGUUCAUAACUAAGCAUAUUAAAGGGGAAGGUUGUUUACAAGAAAAUGAUGGUUAUUUACAUAUCAAACUAUUUCCUCACUUUUUCGAUAAGUUUCUUUGAAUUCAUGUCUUGGUUUUAACGUAGUCACAAUAAUUAACCCACGCUAAAUUUAUUUUACAAUUAUUUUGAACAAGUCUUGUUGCAGAUCACAUACUCGUGUGAUAUGAAAUAGCAGACUGGAGAAAGUUUGUGUACGUGUCUUGAUCUAACACGAACAUCUCUUUCUCUUUAAAAGGUGUAUCCGUGAAGCGCACCAUCUGGACGUGCCUUGAUGUUAUAACUGGUCUCCAAGGUUAUUUCAUUGAUAUAGACUGCAGAGAACAUGUGUUUCUCUUCUUAACGUGUGAAAAUUAUGGGGUCCCCCAUGGCUAGUUCUGCUCAGUAAUCCAUGUUUUAAAGGCAUCUUACAUCCUUUUGACAUGCCAGAUGCCUAUGUUCCUGACCGGGCCUGUCCUACUUUGUAUCUUAUUCCAGUCUUUCCAAGAUGUUGCAAGGAGUACGAUGGCCACUUUUCUGGAUAAUAUACACACAUAUAUCCCAUUUUUUGUAGGAAGACUUGUUUGAGCUUGAUGCCAAGCAAGAAAUCUGGAGACGAGCCAUUUCUAUCGAUCAUUUCUUGAUGAAUCAAAUGGCAUUCAUUCCGUUGGUUGCUGUCUACUGUUCUCUGCAGAUUUCAUCUCUACCUGUGUUCUGAAUGGGUUUAUCAUAAAAACGACAGGUUUGCAGCAGCAAUGAUUGACCUACAGAUCGAUGCGUGGGUGAUGAAUGUUGUUCCUACCAGUGGACCCAACACUCUGCCUGUGAUAUAUGACCGUGGACUUAUUGGAGCUGCUCAUGAUUGGUAUGUCGUCAUUCACCUCUGGCAUAUUUUUUUCCCCCCUCUCAGCACGAGGGUUUCCUUUUUAUGUAGAAUCUUUCUUCCAAGGGUGUAUGGCUAAGGGUUAUCUUCGUGUUCCUAUGGCUGGCUGAUUGUUCUCUCUCUCACUAAUAUGUUACCUAAUAGUUUGCGGAACAGGGAUGCCAUUUUUACUUGAUCUACAAUUGGUCAUGGGCUGAUAUUAAAUUCUAUGUUCUUUGGGACUUCAGAAGGUGGUAAAUGAAGAUUAUUUAAAUAGAUUUAAAAAUAAUAUAUGACGAUCAAGAGUAGAGACUCGUAUGAUUAAACUAUACAUAGUCAUGUGGCAGAAUACGUUCAAUUAGACCAUGCCCAACAUUGUUGACUAUUGAAUGUUAAUUUUCAAAAGAAAAAAAAAAACUGGCCUAUCUUGGUCUCGGACUAUAUAUUGGCGUCUAUAUUUGCAUCUUUUCUCUGAGACAUUUAAAAUAUUGCUCAACAGGUGCGAACCAUUUGACACAUACCCACGAAGUUAUGACCUCCUGCAGGCAUCUGGUCUCUUCUCCAGGGAACAGAAGAGGUAAAUAUUCUCCCUCCCCAAGAGAUCUCUCUAGAUUUGUUUGUUUUUUAUAAUGCGAAAAAUAGUGAUGAAGGAAUCAGCGUUGUAAUUCCUCUAUUGAUUAUACUGCACCACGUACAUGAUCUCCAGGAGAGAACAUAGCAAUCUGUCAUUUCCAAAUUUCUUAUACAUGUGGGAUUAUCCAUCUUUCCUCCAAAUUAUCUCCCAUGGUAUUGAAAGAUAAUCUUCGAUUUGUAUGUAAGUAACCAGUAUGCCAUCUUAUAGCUUAUAGGAGAAUAAUUUGUCGCCUAUUCAUAAAGUAUAGCAUAAAUAUUCACCAAUCAUUGGACUGUGGUGUCAGAGUCCUGGUGCAUCAGGCAAGAAUGUGAUGGUCAAACAUUGCCCAUCACUUGUCCAAGGGAUGUGAUGGACUCCACCCUGUCUCCUUCCUUUGAACUGUAAUAAAUAGAUUUUCCAGCUUCAAUCAAACCAACUUUGUAGCCAUCUAUCUUUGAUUUCGUCUCAUACCCAUGUUUACAAGUACCAUACAUUGGUCACCGAACCAUAAUUAUCCUCAACAAUCACCAUUUCUACUCUUCAGAAACAGCUUAUGCAUUACAUGAAAUACCUGCGCUCUUGGUUUGCAGAUGCAGGUCUUCAGUUUUUUCUCUAGAUUUUAUGGUUCUUCCUAACUGCACAAUGAUCCAGAUGAAUAACAUCAAGAUUUCGCCAACUACCAUGGUCUUCUGCAGUUUUCUAUUCUUAUUGUCAUGAUAUUUCCUUUAUUUUCUUAUUUCUUUACAUCACUAAAAUGUAAACUUUAUUCACAAAUUUAUGUUAACAUUUUUUUAAAAAAAAUCAGCAUUUACCAGCGGAUUUUGAAUAUCAUCAUAAGCGUUAGUUGGAGGAGUGGUCGGGUUCUUCAUUAAUAGAUGAUCUCCAUUAAUCGAUCAUCUGUCUCCGCCGUUCAGGUGCAACAUCACUGGGAUCCUGCUCGAGAUGGAUCGCAUCCUGAGGCCCGGCGGGCAUGUGUACAUCCGCGACGCCGCCGCCGUCGUCAGGCAGGUCCAGGAGAUCGCCGAGGCCAUGGGGUGGAGGACCGCCCUCGGGGACACCGAGGAGGGCCCCUACUCCAGCCGGCGCCAGAUGAGGUGCGAGAAGCCCCUGCGCCGCCGAUGA